Messenger RNA from Amblyraja radiata (thorny skate), 5798 nucleotides. RefSeq names its product pumilio homolog 2. Lineage: Eukaryota; Metazoa; Chordata; Chondrichthyes; Rajiformes; Rajidae. Bases 279 to 3863 code for a protein of 1194 amino acids. Gene Ontology annotation, biological process: regulation of mRNA stability; miRNA processing. Gene Ontology annotation, cellular component: cytosol; cytoplasm. The transcript is spliced from 22 exons. The record is from RefSeq and is a predicted model, not a curated record. Gene Ontology annotation, molecular function: mRNA 3'-UTR binding.
GAGCGGUGCCGGCGUGCUUUGCGCGGACAAGAUGCCGGGCGCCAUGUUACUGUGAGCUCGGCGAGUGGCUGUAGAGUGAAGGAGAGAGAAGGAAGCAAGCUUGCCCGCACGCCCGCCCGCCAGGCCCGGCCCUUCGCACACACAUACCCCGCGCCGGUGAGUACGACCGGGGCCGCCGCCACCGAAGACCACAACGUGGAAGUCCCUCGACGGCUGGGUGAUCGAGUGGUGGCAGCGGCAGCGGCCGUGUUGAGAAACACCCGGGUUGCCGCGGUGGGAUGAAUACUCCAUGUGUCCUGCUGGGCAUGAAUGAAGCGGCCUGGCAGCAGGAGUCGGCACGGAUAAUGCAUGGGGGCAUCGGCGGUGGCGGCGCUCCCUCGGAUGGCGGCGGCGGUAGCGGCGUCAACGACGGCCUUGUGUUGAGUGCGGCGGCGGCGGCACCCGGAGCGUUGGGCCCCGGCGCCGUCCCGGCCAUAGCGCCCGGCCACCCCGGGGCGCAGCACCUCCUCAGCGGACGCUCUCAAGACGACGCCACGGUGGGCUACUUCUUCCAGCGGCAGCCGGGCGAGCAGCUGGGCGGCUACUCCAACAAACACCGGUGGCCCACGGGCGAUGGAGUUCACAUUGAGCAUCAGGUUCGAUCUGUGGACGAGAUGAAUCAUGACUUUCAAGCUCUUGCACUGGAGGGACGGGGAAUGGGCGAACUUUUACCUGCUAAGAAAUUCUGGGAAUCAGAUGAUUCAGCAAAAGAUGGCCAAAAGGGGAUUUUCCUAGGAGAUGAGUGGAGGGACACUGCAUGGGGAGCAUCUCACCAUACUGUGUCUCAGCCAAUCAUGGUUCAAAGAAGGCCUGGUCAAGGAUUUCAUGUAAACAGUGAAGUUGGCUCUGUUCUAUCUCCCCGUUCUGAAAGUGGCGGCUUAGGAGUAAGCAUGGUGGAGUACGUCUUGAGAUCUUCACCUGGGGAUAAACUGGAUACUCGUUUUAGAAAAGGACCAUUUGGUGCUGGAGACACAGAGCCUGAUGAGAAUGACAAGGCUGAUCAGAAAGGGAAAUCAUCACCAUUCGAGGAAGAUAAAAAUAGAGAUCUGAAACAAGGAGAUGAUAUUUCCAAAGCUAAUGGGCUAGUUUUGCAGAAUGGAAUAGAUACAGACUGCAAAGACUUCAAUAUCUUUAUGCUGCACAGCCGUACUCUUGGAAGCCAUCAAGCGCCUCCCAUGGAAAUGGCUGAACGCCUGGGUCCAAACCAGAACACUUCAGAAGGUUUAGGCCAAUUGUCCAAUGCUACAGCAAAUAAACCACCUGGAGAAGAGUUUCAUAAUUCUGACACUCAAAAUUUAGACAGCAUUGAGGCCACAGUUGGCUUAGAUCAUUUGCAGUUUGACUAUUCAAGCAAUCAAGUAUCCAUGGACUCUUCAGCAGCAGCAGCAGCUGUGGGUCUUUUUGACUACAGCUCCCAGCAUCAGCUCUUCCAACGGCAAAAUGCAUUGACAGUACAGCAGCUGACUGCAGCCCAACAGCAGCAGUAUGCCCUGGCAGCAAGCCAGCAGCAACAUAUAGCAGGUGUAUUUUCAGCAGGUCUUGCUCCAGCUGCCUUUAUGCCAAACCCAUACAUAAUCAGCGCAGCUCCGCCAGGCACUGAUCCAUAUACUGCAGCAGGACUGGCUGCAGCAGCUACGUUAGCAGGUCCUACAGUUGUCCCACCUCAGUAUUAUGGAGUUCCAUGGGGUGUGUAUCCAGCAAAUCUGUUCCAACAGCAAGCAGCUGCAGCAGCUGCAAAUAAUUCUGCUAACCAACAGGCUGCAUCACAGGCACAGCAAGGACAACAAGUUCUACGAGGUGGUAAUCAGCGCCCACUCACUCCAAAUCAGGGUCAGCAGGGUCAACAAGCUGACUCAAUGGCAGCAGCUGCUGCAACCAAUUCAGCUCUUGCCUUCAGUCAAGGCCUUGCUACAGGAUUGCCAGGUUAUCAAGUUCUAGCCCCAGCUGCAUACUAUGAUCAAACUGGCACCUUGGUGGUGGGUCCUGGCGCAAGGACUGGAUUAGGGACACCAGUUAGGCUGGUAGCAUCGACGCCAGUUAUUAUCAGCUCUGCUGCAGCACAAGCUGCUGUGGCAGCUUCAGCUAAUGGAACAGCAAACAGCCUAGCAGCAAAUGGCCUCUUCCGUCCAAUUGGAAACCAACCACAGCAACAACAGCAACAGCAAAGUAACAACUUGCAGUCAAACUCAUUUUAUGGCAGUAGCUCCCUUUCAAAUAGUUCUCAGAGCAGUUCAUUGUUCUCUCAUGGGCCAGGCCAACCAAACAACACUUCACUUGGUUUUGGGAGCAGCAACUCGCUGGGUGCUGCAAUUGGCUCAGCACUUGGAGGAUUUGGAUCAGCAGUUGGCGGUUCUGGAAGCAACAGUGUAUCCAGAAGAGAUUCAUUGUCUACUGGCUCUGAUCUAUACAAACGACCCAACAGCAAUCUGCCUCCCAUAGGACAGCAAUACUACAGCAGCUUGGGAUUCUCCUCCUCGCCUGGUCCAAUUGGCAUGCCCCUUCCCAACCAGAAUCCAGGUCAUUCUUUAACACCACCUCCAUCCCUUUCCUCACAAGGAUCGUCAUCUACUCUGCACCUUGGCGGACUGACAAAUGGCAGUGGUCGGUUCAUUUCUGCAGCACCUGGUGCCGAAGCUAAAAGUCGUAGUGGAACUGGUUCAACAAGUCUGUUCAGCUCUAGCAGUCAGCUGUUCCCUCCCUCACGUCUUCGAUACAGCAGAUCUGAUAUCAUGCCUUCGGGUCGUAGUAGGCUGUUGGAGGACUUCCGAAAUAACCGUUUCCCUAAUCUUCAACUACGUGAUCUGGUCGGUCACAUAGUUGAAUUCUCCCAGGACCAACAUGGGUCUAGAUUCAUCCAGCAAAAAUUAGAACGAGCUACGCCUGCAGAACGUCAGAUGGUUUUUAGUGAGAUCCUGCAAGCUGCUUAUCAACUGAUGACUGAUGUGUUUGGAAAUUAUGUAAUACAGAAAUUCUUUGAGUUUGGAAGUUUGGAUCAGAAACUAGCUUUAGCCCAGCGCAUCCGAGGGCAUGUUUUACCCUUGGCUCUACAGAUGUAUGGUUGUCGUGUUAUUCAGAAGGCUUUAGAAUCCAUUUCAGCAGACCAGCAGGUAAUUAAUGAUAUGGUAAAGGAAUUGGAUGGACACGUUUUAAAAUGUGUUAAGGACCAAAAUGGAAACCAUGUGGUUCAAAAGUGCAUUGAAUGUGUGCAACCACAGUCUCUCCAGUUCAUUAUUGAUGCUUUUAAAGGGCAGGUGUUUGUGUUGUCAACCCAUCCUUAUGGUUGUCGAGUUAUUCAGCGUAUUUUAGAGCACUGCACAUCUGAGCAGACUCUUCCAAUCUUAGAAGAACUACAUCAGCACACUGAACAGUUAGUGCAGGAUCAGUAUGGAAAUUAUGUCAUUCAGCAUGUUCUGGAACAUGGGCGCCCUGAAGAUAAGAGUAAGAUUGUUGCUGAAAUAAGGGGAAAGGUUCUUGCUCUAAGUCAGCACAAGUUUGCCAGCAAUGUUGUUGAAAAGUGUGUCACACAUGCUUCCCGUGCUGAGCGUGCUUUAUUGAUUGAUGAGAUCUGCUGUCAGAAUGAUGGCCCUCACAGUGCCUUAUACACAAUGAUGAAAGAUCAAUAUGCUAACUAUGUGGUUCAGAAGAUGAUUGACGUAGCAGAACCAGCACAGCGUAAAAUUAUCAUGCACAAGAUUCGUCCUCAUAUUACAACCUUACGGAAAUACACUUAUGGAAAACACAUUUUAGCCAAACUGGAAAAGUAUUAUAUGAAGAAUAACACUGAUCUGGGGCCAAUUGGUGGACCACAAAAUGGAAUAAUGUAAAGUUGAUUUACACAAGAAAUAUUGGAACCUGUGCUACUUAAAUAUUGUGUGUACCAAACUAAAUGAUAGAAAGACAAAUUAACAUUUUAUUGUUGCAUUUUAUAAAUUAUUUCUAUUAAUUGUAAAUUGUAUAUUUUACCAAUUAAUUGCAACUCACAGCCCAGUUCCAAGUCUGUGUGCAUUUUGUUUCUUCUUGCUGGCACAUUAUGGGAAGACCUGGGUAAAAUGCAGAAUAUAUAAAUUUAAAAUAAUUGUAUUAAACUAAAUUGUGAAUGUUGUAAUUUAUAUCUCAUAAAAUAAUUUCCCUUUAUAAGAAUUCGACUUUUAGAUUAACCACUUUAAAUUCUGGUAGUUUUGGAUACUUUCUUUAGUACAUUCUCAGGCCCAGUAGAUUAGUUUAAUCUUAUAGGAAAUGCUGAUUAAAAUACUACAUUCAUCAAAUUAUGAAAAUAGUUUAAAGUUGAAUUGUUCUUCAGCAAGAUCCUUGUUGACACCAAUAUUUAAAUAGCACCUCAAAUGGUAUGUUGAAAUUUGAUGUAAUUCAGGGAAGUGCUUAAGUGACUGGCUGAUAUGUAAUGUUACUCCUGAUGUUUACUAUAGAGAUGUCAAUACUCAAUAGGUUUUAUUUUUUGAGAUAAACACUGCCCUGCUUUUCUAUUUCAACAAUGUAUAGAAGUGAUGUAUAUACAUAUGUAUUUAACCAUUGGGCAAGGUGGCAGUAACGAAUCAUUAUGAAACACAUUACCUAAAUAUACAAUUGUCUGAAAAGUUGAUUUUUUUCUAAACAAAAUUUGGCUUUUCAGUCUAUUUUGCAAAGAUUUGAGGGAAUUUGUAUUUUUGAAUAACUAAUAUGAGGUUUACGAAUGUGUGGCAGUUUUAUUUUUACUUUUUCAACGUAAACAAUUAGAAAUUUUGGGCAGAUAUGCAAAUUAGGGGGUCUUAAAGGUUGGUCUUGGUAACCCAACUUAACACAUGUAAAAAUAAUGAAACUGAUUUUGCUUCCAAAUGCAUAAUGUAUAUGUGUAGACUUGCAAUUUAUAGGUGUAAGUUUACUAUUUCAAAACAAACGAUAAUCUGCAGUUUCAAUGUUUAAUCUGAAGCUUGGCUAACUUGAUAGUAAUGCAUAGUUUGGUUGUAAAAUUGUACAUUUGUAAACCUGAUGCUGUAAAUGUUAAGAUGUCUUUUACCCUUUAGAAAACAAAGUUUGCAUCUUAAUGUACAUUCACUAACGCUCCCCUUCCCUCGCAGUGUUGUAUAAUGUAAAUUUCUUUAAAUCAAGUGAUUUUUUAAAAAUUGUCUCUUUAUAUGGCUUAAAAAAUGAACUAGCUUUUUAUCUCUUAGGACAGUACGUUUUGUUUAUAAUUGUAGCUAUUGAGAUUCUGUUCAUAUGGUAAUUUUUGAAAAAUUUACAGUCGUAAUGUUUCAUUGUCUAAGUGAAAGUUGUGCAUAGUCAGAAUUGAAAGGAUUAGACUGAGACAUCUGGUUACCAUGGAAAUGAAACUUGCUUUCCAUCUCAAAAGUGAAAUCCUUUUUGUACAGAAGAGUACUGUAUUUUGGAAUUGUCUACCUUAAUAAGUGGAAAUAUGUAUGAUAUUUCAAUUUUUUAUUUGAACAUUCGGUUGUAACACUACAUACAGAUGUACAUUUUACUGGAGGCCUUAUGUACAUUUCCUGAUGACGUUUUGCAGGCAGAAUUGCAACCAUAUGUAUAAUUAAUAGUUAUUUGUAUUCUUUGCCUCUGGAAAUAUUUUGAAACGUGCUUUGUAUAUUCAGUUUCUGAAAGAUAAGAUUGUGAUUGUAUUUUAGUGAUCCUAUAAGUCAGUAUUUUGUAUAAACAGAAUGGCUUUUGGAUUUGGAACAAUUGGGAUAUAUUUAUCUUGAUGCCUUUGGAUGUGAUGUCCUUAGCAUUGAAGAGAUAAAAAGGUGUUUUCAUUA